AUGAGCUCAGACUUUAAUGGUAAUAAAAGUUCAGUUGUGAUUGAAACUCAGGAACUAGAUGUUGAAGUUGAAAGUAAUAUUGAAGAUUCGAGUAAUCGAAGCUUCCCUUCAUUUGAUCGGGAAGAACGUUCUGUGAAUAAGAGUGUUAGCGAGGAUGACUUCGAAGAUGACUGUGAAAUCGAAGAAGAUAAAUCAAAUAUCUUAAGGAAAUUCACAUCAGAAAGCUUAAAACCUAAUAUUGGUUUGGUUAUUCUCGCACUAGCAUUUUUUUGUAAUUCAUUAAUGAUUGUUUCUACUAAAGUAUUAGUGACCAAUCCUGAGAGAUCAUCAGAAGAGAGAAUUAAACCUUUACAAAUUUUAUUAGUAAGAAUGGUUUUAACGUACAUUGGAACUUUGAUAUACAUGUACUUGAAUCGUGCUACUAUUCCAAAUGUUCCAUUUGGUCCUCCAGAAGUUAGAAAAUGGCUGUUAUUAAGAGGUGCAUGUGGGUUUUUUGGUGUUUUUGGCAUGUACUUUUCAUUGAUGUACUUAUGUUUAAGUGACGCUCUAAUUAUUACAUUUUUAUCACCUUCUGUCACUAUAAUAUUGGCAUGGGUAGUACUGAGAGAGAAUUUAACGAAAUACGAAGUUACCAGUUCACUCAUAUCAUUAUUAGGAGUUGUGUUGAUUAUCCGUCCAGAGUUUAUAUUUGGUUCAAGAGGAAUGUCUUCAGAUGGUAAUGACUUGUCGGUUGUUUCAUCAGAUCCCCAUGAGAGAUUAAUAGCAAGUUUAGUUGGGCUUGCGGGUGUCUUUGGAGCAAGUAUAGUGUAUAUUGUAAUUAGGUUCAUUGGUAACAAAGCACAUGCCAUUAUGAGCGUCAGCUAUUUUUCAAUGGUUACAGCAGUUAUUUCAUUGAUUGGAAUCAUCAUCAUUCCUUCAAUGACCUUUCAAAUACCUUCUUCGCUAAAAGAAUGGCUUUUAUUUGCAAAUUUAGGCGUUUGUGGAUUUUUCUUUCAGUUAUUGUUGACUUUAGGCAUACAAAAAGAGAAGGCUGGUAGGGGAACUCUCAUGCAAUAUACACAAAUAAUUUAUGCCAUAUUUUGGGAUGUUUUACUAUGGGACGUAUGGCCAAAUAUUUGGUCUUGGGGAGGCAUGGUCCUGAUUAUAGGAAGCACGCUAUUCAUGUUUAUUCUCAAGAAGUCAGUCUCAAAGAGUGAGCAAGCCUUAAAUGAUAGUGAAGGGAGAAAUUUACAACUAUCUAGAGGAACAGCAUCUCAUCCUGACAACGAUGAGCUGGAGUUACAGAACUUAUCAGAUUAA
Messenger RNA from Tetrapisispora phaffii CBS 4417, 1299 nucleotides. RefSeq names its product DMT family transporter. Bases 1 to 1299 code for a protein of 432 amino acids. The record is from RefSeq and is a predicted model, not a curated record. Gene Ontology annotation, cellular component: membrane. Lineage: Eukaryota; Fungi; Ascomycota; Saccharomycetes; Saccharomycetales; Saccharomycetaceae. The transcript has a single exon.